This is a messenger RNA of Cynocephalus volans (Philippine flying lemur), 5933 nucleotides long. RefSeq names its product HUWE1 associated protein modifying stress responses (gene HAPSTR1). Bases 456 to 1280 code for a protein of 274 amino acids. The record is from RefSeq and is a predicted model, not a curated record. NCBI's taxonomy places the organism in Eukaryota, Metazoa, Chordata, Mammalia, Dermoptera, Cynocephalidae. The transcript is spliced from 4 exons.
GCAGAAGCGUCGACGGCGGCGGCGACGUUGCUCAGUCUUCGGGGUGGGCUCCGUGGCGCAGGCGGGGGUGCGCGGAGAGCUCAGCGGUCAUCGGCUGUGGCCCUAAAGAGGCCGCGGCGCCAUGGCGGGGCGGUAGACGGGCUCCGGCGGGCGACUUGAGGGGCGGCGGCGGUCAUCCGGUCCGCGGCGACCAUCCGGUCCGCGGCGACCAUCCGGUCCGCGGCGACCUUCGGUGGGGCCUGGGGGUGGGGAGGCCCGGGGCGGGGGUCGUCCCGGGCUGCGCGGGGCCGCGGGGCGGGGCUCGCCGGUCGUCGGGGAACAGGAGGCCUGGGCCGCCGCGAGUAGCCGCCGCCGGUCGCCGGGCCCUGCCGCCGGGCCGCUCGACGACGACGCUCCCGCGGGGGCCCCGCCUGAGGAGGACGCGGCGGCGGCGAGGCCGCGGGAGGCCGCGGAGGAUGGAGGAGCGGAAGGAGGAGGGCGAGGCCGAGAUCCAGGAGCACGGGCCGGAACACUGGUUCUCCAAGUGGGAGCGGCAGUGCCUGGCCGAGGCCGAGCAGGACGAGCAGCUGUCCCCCGAGCUGCAGGAGGAGGCGGCGGCCGCCGCACAGCCCGAGCACAAGCAGCAAAAGCUGUGGCACCUCUUCCAGAACUCGGCCACCGCCGUGGCCCAGCUUUACAAAGACCGAGUGUGUCAGCAGCCAGGACUUUCUCUCUGGGUGCCCUUCCAGAACGCAGCCACCGCCGUCACCAAUCUCUACAAAGAAAGCGUGGAUACUCAUCAGCGAAGUUUUGAUAUUGGAAUUCAGAUUGGCUAUCAGCGACGCAAUAAGGAUGUGUUGGCUUGGGUUAAAAAACGCAGAAGAACUAUUCGUAGAGAAGAUUUGAUCAGCUUCCUGUGUGGAAAAGUUCCUCCACCACGAAACUCUAGAGCUCCCCCAAGACUGACUGUAGUGUCCCCUAACCGAGCUACUUCAACGGAAACUAGCUCAUCUGUAGAGACUGAUUUGCAACCCUUCCGGGAAGCCAUAGCUCUGCAUGAGCUGCUCCUUUUUUUGUCUUCUCUUCUGCUUUGGCCUUUCUGGCCUUUCCUCAGCUUCACUGAUCUGGAUUAUGUUCCUCGGGAUUCUAGCCAUAGCUGCCACCUUCUGCAGGUUCUUCAAGAGCCAUCUUCCUCUUCACUUCCAGAUAUGUAUGUCUUACAUAAACAUUCUCUCUUGACUGCCAAACGUAUAUGUCCCUUUGUCCUCUGGUCACAUUUCCCAGGGUGUCCCACCAGAUGAAGUUUCAGACUGGACUCAUUCUGCCCCAACAAUAGCAAAUAGAUGUCGUUUCUUCAUUUAGCCAUUAGCAGAUUCUUUAUAUGUCAGAUUCUGUGCAGUCUCUGGGAAUAUAUAAGUGAAUAAAGAUUGCUUCCUUUUUCUGCUGAGGCAAACACAUAUUUGGGUAAUUUAUUGUAACAUCUUAAAUGUGAUAUGUGUAAGAUGCCUGGGGCAGAAAGGAACAUUUCACAGUGCAGCCUGGCGGUGGGGUCAGGGAAGGCAUUCUUCUGGAGGAGGUGUCAGGGCUGUUGGGAUAAUCUCCUUUCUCCCCUGCUUCCUGGUCCUGAGCUGACCUACUCACCCUUCCAUCUUUCAUGUGACUACUGGAGUGGUCUUUCUGAUCUUGUCCCUUCACUGCUUAAAGAUUUCCUGUGGUCUACAUUGUGAAGUCCGAACUCAGCAUGGCAUUGCAAGGCCUUUAUAAUCUGGUCUUGACCUUGGGUCAUUUAUCCUAGGCAUCUCUUGAAUUCCUCCAUACUCAUUUACAGGUUUUCCCCUUCCCCUUCAUCCUUUAGGAGUGAACAGACCUCACUUCUGUGAUGUAGCUUUUCUUAGUUCUCCUUAUUCUCUAAAGCUUUCCCUGCACUGUGCAUCUCUCCCACUUGAUUUGUUUCCAUGGUUGUCUCUGCCAAUCAGCCGGGUGUACAGUAGAGCAGAGGCCUUGACUUGUUCCUUUUGGCUUUAAUAGAAUCUAGCAAAGAACCUAGCAUAGGUGUAUCCUGAGUUUUCAACAGGGGUUAACACAGGUCUGUGAUGUGAGUGAAUACCACACAGUGGGGUCAGAGAACUUCUGGAAAGAGUUGAGGAUUACAAUCCCCAGAUGACUUCAGUCAGUAUAGAAUGUAAUCUGUGUACCUAGGGGUGCUACAAAGAAAUAUUGAAUUAGAACAGCUGAGUUGGGGGGGGGGCGCUGAGGGUGAUACACCAUUAGAGCUACUUACUGUUUUAGUUUUUACUUUGUAUCACCACCAUGCUAAGGAUGUUCUCAUUUAACCCUCACACUUACCCAUCCUGUGUUAUACCAUUUUAUUGAUGAAGAAAGGCUUAUUUGGCUAAGAUGGAGCAGGCUAGUAAGUGGUAGAAUAGAUAUUCCAGAUCUAUCUGGCUGUAAAAUGCUUCCUCUUAACCACUAUGCUUCUGUAUUUGUAGAUUUAGGGCUUUCUCCAGCCACUCCCAUCCCCUCUUUGUAGGGAUUGGGGUGGAUUGGGAAAGGUCUUAAGGCUUUUCUUUUCUAAAGACAUCAGAAAAUAGGUGAAUUUUGUAUCUCUGGAAUUUUCCUCUACAAGUGAAUCUGGUUAAGUUGGCUUGUAGAUGAAUAGUUUGUGACCUUCUGUAUCCCUGAUUCACUGUGGUAGGAAGAAUACAUAGGUUUUGUGUAUAGUUUGUGUUCCUGUAUAACUUCGGGCAACAUGCUUAAGCUUUCCAAGCCAGUCUCCUUUGUGAAAAGUGGUAUAUUUCUUUAUAAAGUGAUAUAUUAAAUGAGAACCUAAGCAAAUUACCCACACUACCACUUAAUUUUUUGCCUUGAGAAGAGGAGGAUUGCUGGUUAUUUCUAGUUCCUAUGACUGCCCUCUUUGCCCCUGGACAGUGUUAACUACAAAAAUAGACUUAGAGUCUAGUAUCUCAAGCCCCAGUGGCCGUUGAGGAUAUUUUUUGCCUCUCUAUUCAGUAAAGGUGAUCUUUUAAAUUACAUAUAUCACUCUGCUGGGAGAGAUAAUUUAAAACUUUAAUAUUAACUUCUUGCCUAAAUAUUACUAAGAUCCUGAGCUUGUUUCAUACUAUCAAGCUAUGCAGUUGGUUACAUUCUCAUUCUACUGACUAGAGAGGGCUUCUGAGUUGAUUUGCCCAAGCUAGUGCUGUGCCUGGACAGCCUUAGAUUGAAAUCUGGUCUCCUGAUUCUGAGUUCUGUUUGUUAUCAGGGGAAUUAAGUGCAAAGGUUCUAGAGUAAGAAUGGGACACGUUCUGGGAGGUGCUGUGCCUGGACAGCCUUAGAUUGAAAUCUGGUCUCCUGAUUCUGAGUUCUGUUUGUUAUCAGGGGAAUUAAGUGCAAAGGUUCUAGAGUAAGAAUGGGACACGUUCUGGGAGGGGAUCUGGAUGCCAGCCAAGUCAGACUUCAGAGCCUCACUGUCACUCAAAUCAUCUCAUAGACAGUCUUUGUAGGUUGCUGACCUUGGUUCAGACUGACCCAUAAAAAUUAGAGAUACUUAGUUUUAGUUCCAAAAAUGACUUGAUAGCAUUCUUGAUUGCAGUACUUUAUUGAGCCUGGGUUAUCCCUCUGUAAAAUUACCCAUCAUUUCAGACUGAAAGACCUCUAGCAUGCAGGGUAUGCUGUCACAGUAGGUAGGCAUUGGUGGGAACCAUUGCUGUCAUUGGCAUUUGCUUUAAGAUAUCUUACCAAUUUUAAGUUCCUGUCAUGUUGAAAACAACUUUUAGAGGACAGUGGGGUACAGUAUUUGCUAGCAUAAAUGCUAAGAGGGACUCAAGACAAUAUAGCCUUUGAUAUGACACUAGAGAAUUUCAGAAAAACAAAGGAAAGAUUUUUUUUUUUAAAGUAGUACUUUGUGAGUUAAAAAAAAAGACAGCUUUGUCUUAGUCAUUUUUGGUUUGAAAACCCUGUUUUCUUUGUGAGUUUGGUGUUAAGAGUUCUGAUUUCUGUAGUUAAAAACCUUCUGCAGAAGGCAUGGUCGUUUAAAACUAAAUUAUGUACAAUAUAAUUCUGUGGCCUUUCCUGUUGCUCUGCAUUUACUGAACACAGUGAACACCAAGCACUCUGUUGGUUAGAGGCUAGUGGCAAGGACAGGUGAUAAAAUGAUGAAUAAACUAAUUUCCUUAAGGAGCUCCUGGCCUGAUAGGAUUGUAUUAGACAGUUUGAAGUAUAUUAGCCCAGGGAAACAGAUUGAAGUACAGUGUCAUUGCCUUGGGAGCUAAUAGGCUCCAUUUCUGGCUUCUCCUUUUUCUUUUCUUUCCUUUUUUUUUUUGGCCUAACAAAGUCUUUUCCAUGGGCUUCAUAGGGAUCCUUACUCUCUUAAAUCAUUAAGUUGCUUGACAGUUUCUUGGAUGUGGUGAAAGUGGGAGUAGGGUCCUAUAAGAAAAUGUAAUCAUUUGAAAUUGGAUUCAGGACUGUAGGGUCAGAUAGGAAUUUUUAUCUAGGAAAAAUGUAAGGCACAUUCCUAAUUUGUCACACCAAAAGCAUAAAACUGUUAAUCUUCUUUUCCCUAGAGUUUAUGGAAAGCUUUGGUUUUAGGCAGCCUGAAGCAAUAGGAUUUUUUCCCCUCUGAGCACAGGUUUUUGUAGCUUUUGUUUUUUAUUGUCAAAAAAUUCUUGGUUUACGUGUGCCCAAGUGAUAAAGAAGGGAAGUUACCAAGUUUUGUGAGGACAUAUCUUUCCUGAUAAAAUUGCCUAGAUGAUUGAUAUUUAGUACAUUUAAGAAGAAAUUUAAUGAUUGCUGCUUUCUCUCAUGUUCCUAUCACUUUUCCGUCCUUUUCAUCGAUAUAGCUCAAUGUUUAGAAAUAUAUCUUCACAGCUAACACGGAUGUUUAAGUAUUUUUAAACUGAUGGUAUAGCAUAAAAGAAACUCGUUGCAAUUUUUUGUUGCAGAGGAUUAAUUAGAAUUGACCUGAAUCACCUUUCAGAAUCCUCUUUUCCCUGAGGAAACCCACACUAUUAGCAGUGGGUGGAACCAUAGUAGAUCUUAGUGAAUGCUUGUUGAAUGUUGCAGUCUUGCAUCUUGAAAUAACAGAACUGGUGAUAGCUAUUUAACAGUGAAAUGUGUCUAAAAACUUAUUUGGAAAUUAACAUGUAAGAGAUUAAUGCACCAAAGCAAUCUCUUAAUUGCUUACAAUUGACUAUUUCGAGAAUCUUCUUUAAAUUUCUUCUGAAGGUUAGAAUUUCUAAAUUACGCCCUUUGUUCAAACCAACCCCCGAGAAUGAGAACAGUAAGGCAAUUAAGAUACCAUUAAUUAAGAUACUAUUAAGAUUUUCAGAGAAAAGUUGGCAUUUUCUGUAUAUUAAGAUUUGGUAUUAGCUGCUGAAGUUUCUGGAGAUAGGACCUAAAGCUUCCAACAUCAAAAGUACAAAAUUGUCUUGAACCAGCAAUAAGAUUUUGUGGGACUUUUUUUUUUUCAUUGUGAAAAAGGAGGCCAUGCCUCAAAGCCAGUUUACUUACCUGUUACUUAUUUAAUAAUUCAUUGGUAGUUAUGAAGCAGUUUAAUAUCUGAGUUUAAUUUUCUUAUUUUCUGAUUUAUAAAUAUUAAUUUCUUGGAAAAUUAGAAAAUUUUCAAAAAGUAAAAAAUUCAGUAUCUUGUUAUCCCACUAUAUAGAGAUAACUGCAGUUAAAUGUUUGGUGCAUUUUCUUCCAGUCUUUUUUUCAAUGUAUAAAUAUUAAAAUUAUUUUAUAGUUGAGAUCAAUACUGCAUAUAUGGUACUGUAUCUUGCUUUUUUGGUUUUAAUGACGUGAGCAUUUUUCCCAUGGCAUUAAAAACUGUCUUUGAAAAAUGGAAAGCAUUUUGGGCUGUCAGCAUAACUGAAAAUGUUUUCUUGGUGUGACACUUGUAUCUUUGUAAUUGGUUUGAUUUAGUGUGCUUUACUUCAAUAAAAAUUCAGUAUUAUAAUUUA